GUGCUGAACAAAGAGCUCCAGCGAGUGCUGUCCGAGUUCAUACGCCGCACGCGCAUCACGCUACCAGCGUUAACUGAGCUCAUACACGGGCAAACCGUGGACGACUACAGACCAAAGAAGAGCAUGGUGCCUGCCGUGUUGGAGGUUUCGUGCCAAGGCUACCGGCACCUCCCAUGCUUACUAGACAUUGCUCAAUCCGGAGCACGGGUCCCGUGGACGCAUCCAUUGCCGCGUCAGACCUUACGACCUCCGAACCACAAGUUGGUAGAUGAACGGUACAAUGCCCUUGUCAAGAAUAUCCGCAAAGAACAAGAUUCGUGGAGGUACAUCGUCGUGGACGAGACUAUUUUGGGUUUGUAG
Messenger RNA from Phytophthora sojae, 360 nucleotides. RefSeq lists its product as hypothetical. The record is from RefSeq and is a predicted model, not a curated record. The transcript has a single exon. Lineage: Eukaryota; Oomycota; Peronosporomycetes; Peronosporales; Peronosporaceae. The annotation marks the transcript as partial.